Molecule: messenger RNA, 219 nt
Organism: Sphenostylis stenocarpa
Lineage: Eukaryota; Viridiplantae; Streptophyta; Magnoliopsida; Fabales; Fabaceae
Source: the annotation of a GenBank genome assembly
AUGGGGCGUGCAAAGUUGAUGUGGGAGGGUAAAGAAAGUGCGGACCCCAACUCCUGCAAUGCGCCAAAACAAUUGGUAGGAGUAUUAUUAAUAUGGGAAAUGCGUGGUAACACGCGCGCAGAGUGUAAGUGGAAAAGCAUUGGUAGGAGUAUUGUUUUGGCAGUGAACCAAAGGUUUCGCUUUUUCCCAAAAACCUUGCUUCUCACUCCAGGACCUUGA